This is a messenger RNA of Diospyros lotus (date-plum), 4373 nucleotides long. Its product is annotated as putative disease resistance protein RGA4. The transcript is spliced from 8 exons. Gene Ontology annotation, molecular function: ADP binding; protein binding. Gene Ontology annotation, biological process: defense response to other organism. The record is from RefSeq and is a predicted model, not a curated record. Lineage: Eukaryota; Viridiplantae; Streptophyta; Magnoliopsida; Ericales; Ebenaceae. The coding region runs from base 70 to 3324 and encodes 1084 amino acids.
UUCUUCUUCUCCUUUGAGCUUGUCUUUCUUUUCCUUCUACCCACUCCUUAUCGAACCGACGAAGAAAAUAUGGCUGAAGGUACGCUCUUCAGUAUUGCGGGGAAAGUAAUUGAGAUACUAGGUGGCCUAGCUGCUCAGGAGGUUACACUAUGCUGGGGGGUCAAAGAUCAAUUAAUGAAGCUCGAGGACACACUUACCAGGAUUAAGGCUGUGAUUCUAGAUGCUGAGGAGAAGGCACAAAAACAGAACAAUCAAAUCAAAGUCUGGCUCAAGAAGCUGGGGAGAUUUGUAUAUGAUGCAGAGGAUUUGCUGGACAAUUUUACAACAGAAAUUCAGAAGAAACAGUUGAUGCCUGGUAAUAAAUUUUGGAGGGAGGUACGCGUUUUCUUCUCAGAGUCAAACCAAUGUGUGUAUGGUUUACGAAUGGGUCAUGAAGUUAAAACACUUUUGGAGAGGAUAGAUGCCAUCGAUGCUGACGUUAAACAACUUAAUCUUGAUAGUCUGGAUGACAAGACAGAUUUUUUGACUUCUUCCUGGAGGCAAACUACCUCCUCUGAACCUGAAGUAAUAGUUGGAAGAGAAGGUGACAAAUCGGCUGUUAAAAAAUUUCUGCUGAAUUCCAACUACGAAGAAAAUGUUUCUGUCGUCUCCAUAGUUGGAAUGAGUGGGUUCGGGAAGACCACACUUGCACAACAUUUUUUCAAUGAUGAGGAAGUUAAGGCGCACUUUGGUGAGAAACGUCUGUGGUUAAGUGUCUCAGGUGUCUUAGAAGUUGGAAAGAUUCUCAAAGGGGUUGUAAAAGAUUUCGAUCAGUUGGAGAAGAUUCUCAAAGGGGUUGUAGGUAAAGAUGUUCAGUUGGAGCGCCUGAAAAAUGAGUUCGAAAAGGAAAUUGGUAAAAAGAAGUAUCUUCUUGUAUUAGAUGAUGUGUGGGAUGCUAAGGAUGGUGGAGAUGGUGAAAAAUGGGAUAAUUUGAAGCAGUGGUUACCACGUGAUGCAGUAGGAAGUAAGAUAAUGGUAACUACACGUUCUCAUGUAAUUGCAAAUUUCACAAGCACAAUAGCUCCACGUGUUUUAGGUGGUCUAUCACCAGAUGAUUCAUGGGAUCUGUUUAGAAAGGCAUUUCGUCAAGACGAACAGUCGGGUCAUGUAGAUGACAAAAUUAGAAAAGAGAUUGUAGAGAGGUGUUGUGGAGUUCCUUUGGUAAUAAAGACAAUUGCGAGGUUGAUGUCUUUGAAAGAUAGAGCCCUGUGGAGUUCCUUUAUACGAAAUGAACUUCCAUAUAGGAUUAUAGAUGAAAACAUCGUACAGACCUUUAUGUUAAGCUACAAUGCUCUUCCAUCAUAUAUGAAGCCUUGUUUUGCAUACUGUAGCUUAUUCCCAAAAGGUCAUAGGAUUGAUGUGAAAUCAUUGUUUCAACUUUGGAUUGCACAAGGGUUCAUUAGGUCUUCAAAUUCGGUUGACUCUGGAGAAUCGGUUGCUCUUAUGUGCUUUGAGAGUUUAUUGUGGAGCUCCUUCUUUCAGGAUGUUGAAAAGGAUGAUUUAGGUAACAUAAAAAGUUGCAGGCUGCAUGAUUUUAUGCAUGAUCUUGCAGCCCAUGUCGCUGGUUUAGAGAGCACCAAUGUAGAAGAUUUUGGAGGAAAUAGAAUCAGUGAUUUGACUCGGCACGUGUCAUUCGUCAUGGAAUUGGAUUUGUUACAACAAAUUCGAAUUCUGUUGCCUUGUGCAAAACGUCUAAGAACACUUAUAUUGAAAGGUGGCAAAUGGGAUGAGAGGGCAUGGGAGUAUAUUUGUCGAAAGUUUGGGCAUUUACGUGUGCUUGUUUUGCAUAAAUUAGGAAUUGAGGAAGUGUCACCUCUCAUUGAAAAUCUCAAGCACCUUAAAUAUCUUGAUCUUUCAUAUAAUCAGAUGGAGGAACUUCCUAAUUCUAUCACCAAUCUGGUAAAUUUGCAAGUGCUCAAGCUCAAUGGGUGUGAGGAACUUAAGAGACUACCAAGAGAUAUGAGUAAGCUGAUUAAUCUGAGGCAUCUUGAUGUUGGUUGCUCUUUGGCUGAUGAUUUAUGUGGCUUGGAGUAUAUGCCUCGUGGGAUUGGGCAAUUAACUUCUCUACAGACGUUGUCAUGUUUUGUGGUUGCAAAAAAUAGUAGUCAUAAAUCUAAGAUGGUUGGUGGAUUGGAUGAGUUGAAUAGGUUAAAUGAGUUGAGAGGGAGCCUAGAAAUAAUUGUUGUUGAAUAUGAUAGCAAUUCCUGGAUAUCAGAAUGUAAAGGAGCUAAAUUGAUAGAUAAACAACAUCUUCAGUCGUUGACCAUAAGGUGGCGGGGCCCAGAGCGGGAUAGUAAUUCAGAUAUUAAUUUGAAUGAUGAAACGUUGCAAAACCUCCAGCCAAACUUGAAUCUUCAAGAGUUGAAAGUGGUAAGGUAUGGAGGUAUGAGGUUUCCAAGUUGGCUUUCACGUCUCUCAAAUCUUGUAGGGAUUCAUCUAGAAGACUGUCCAAGACUUGAGCAUAUCCCUCCCUUACAUGGAAUCCUUUCUCUUGAAGCAUUGUUUAUUGACGAUAUGAGAAGUUUGGAGUACAUAGAUAGUGAGGGGGUUGGAGGAAAAGGAGUGUCGACGUUUUUCCCAUCGUUAAAGAAACUUGAGCUCGGUUUUUGUGGUAGUCUGAAGGGAUGGUGGAAGAAGAGUAGUGAUGAGAUAAAUGAUGAUAGUGAUGAGAUAAUGCUCUGUUUUCCAAGUCUUUCUUCCUUAAAAAUAGGAUGGUGUCCAAAUCUGACUUCAAUGCCGUUGUUUCCAACUCUCGAUAUACUUGAUUUGCGGUGCACUAGUUCAAUGCCGUUGCAGCAGACAAUGAAGAUGACAGCACCAGUCUCUUCCUCUUCUUCUUCCUCUAUAGACACUUUUAUCCGUCCACUCUCCAAAUUGAAAGAACUACUUAUUUUUUCAGUUGAGGAUAUGGAAUCUCUUCCAGAAAUAGGGCUGCAAAAUCUCUCUUCUCUUCAACAGCUAGUAAUCAUUUUAUGCUCAAGAUUGAAGUCUCUGCCACUGCCUGAUGAGGGGAUGCCUUCUCUUCAGAUUUUAAAUAUCUGUGUAUGCAAAGAAUUAAAGAGUCUAUCUCAAUCUGAAUCUCAAGGGGUGAUACCCUACCUUUCCUCUUUGGAACAUUUAAGAAUCUCGUCCGUGACUGAAGAGUUGAGUGGAAGAAUAAGAGGAUGGGGAAAGGAGAGUGUGGAGGAGUGGCCUAUCAUUGAACACAUUCCAAAUAUUGUAAUUGAUGAAUACUACAUUCAAAAGGACGGUCGCUAUGUAAAGGAGGACGAAAUAACUUACUAGGAUGAUUAGAGCUUUUCACAAUAUUGCAAUUGACAACUACUACAUUCAAAUGGAUGGUUGCUAUGUAAAGGAGGAGGAGGAAAUAUUUGACGGUUAGAGCUUGUUCGCCGUGUGGCUAAUAUUCUUAAAUAUCAAGGGUGCAGUCCCAUAACAUUGAAGCAGAUAAGCCCAGCUUCAAAUUCCGUGAUGAAAAGUCAAAUUGCAUUCUCAACUCUGUGGAGAGUUACUGAUGUUAUUAAUCUUAAUUUCUUGUCAUGGAUAAAUCAGAGGCUGGAAUAGGCUGGAUCAGGGACAGGCUGGGUGUUCGUGUUAAUGGCCGCUUGAGAAUUUUUCAAAUGACAAGCAGUUAUUUUCUCUGGAAGGGUCUUGCAGGCCUGUGACAAACUUUUGAGGAAAUUUGUUCACACUUCAUACAUUGAAUGUAUAUUCCAUAUACAGAACCUAGUUGCAGGCCUGUGACAAACUUUAAGGAAAUUUUUUCACACUUCAUACAUUGAAUGUACAUUCCAUUUACAGAAUCAAAUUGCAGAGUUUCCCUGUAGGUUGAUCGUGUGUACUUUCUCUGGUUGAGGCUGCAAAGUAAUGCUUUAGUUCAGACUCAAUGGUAGAAUCAUCAGUGCACUCCCGUGUGGUAUGGAUCAAGCAUACAUCAGACAUCCACAUCAAACCAGUUCUCAUGGACAAAGAAAACCGACGGGGAGAGGAGACUCACUACUUGACUAUGAAUCUAAAUGAACCUGACUCAUGAGAACAUGCAGACAGUUAUCGAAAUUGGAGUAACUGAAGCUUAAUUUUCAGGCUGCUGAUGUGUUUGCUAGAUUUUCUUUACAGCUCGUGUGGAUAAAGUUAAAAAAGGCUGAUGAUAAUGUGCUAGAAUACAUAAUUCCUGUUUGUUUUCUGUUUUCCUUUCCAUGAUACAUAGCCAUGAAAAACAUGUACUUAAUUUGAGAAUUUUUUGUAUGAAUAACAUUUUUUAUAGACUGGUACAUAUAUAUUGAUGCUGAUAAUUCUGGACAAAUUACAGUCGAAUUUAUUUUUCCCUGAUGAUA